Molecule: messenger RNA, 882 nt
Organism: Drechmeria coniospora
Lineage: Eukaryota; Fungi; Ascomycota; Sordariomycetes; Hypocreales; Ophiocordycipitaceae
Product: short chain dehydrogenase/reductase
Exons: 1
Coding region: 1-882 (293 amino acids)
Molecular function (GO): oxidoreductase activity
Source: RefSeq, a predicted model, not a curated record
AUGGCUUCCUCGUAUGAUUCCAAGUCGCUCUUCGACGUCAAGGACCUCGUCGCCGUCAUCACCGGCGGAGGUUCUGGCUUGGGAAAGAUCAUCGCCCACGCUCUGGUGGCCAACGGCGCCAAGGCCGUCUACGUGCUGGGAAGGCGGCAAGAGUCGCUCGACGCAACCAAAGAAUCCUCGGCCAGGCCGCAGGCCGUCCACCCCAUCGUCUGCGACGUCACCUCCAAGGACUCCCUGCAGUCGGCCGCCGGCCGCGUGCGGGACGAGGUCGGCUACGUCAACGUCCUCUUCGCCAACAGCGGCGUCAUCACGGCCGAUGUGCCCGUCAAGGACGUCGACAGCUUGACCGUCAAGAGCUUCCAGGAGAGGCUCUGGGCGCCUUCGAUGGAGGAGUUUACGAGGUCGGCUCAGGUCAACGUCACCGGCGCCUUCUACACCGCCGUCGCCUUUCUGGAUCUCCUCGACGAAGGAAACAAGCGCAAGGUGGUGCCGCAGAGCUCGCAGGUCAUCAUCACCUCGUCGGCCGCCGGCUUCGCGCGCCGUCCGUUCGCCGGCUUCGCCUACGGCACGAGCAAGGCGGCGGCGACGCACCUCGCGAAGCAGCUCGGGACCGUCCUUUCGGCCUUUAAGAUCCGCGUCAACACGAUUGCUCCGGGCUUCUACCCGAGCGAGAUGACGGAUGCGAUGCCGUUCAUGAAGCAGACCGACGUGAGCAAGGAGGGGAGUCUCCCGAGGUCUUUUGUGCCCAUGGAGCGAUCGGGUACGGCAGAAGACAUGGCCGGCGCCGCUCUGUUUCUCGUGAGCCGCGCGGGAGCGUACAUUGCCGGAAACGUGCUGCUGACGGACGGCGGCCGUCUCGGUGUCGUCGAAGCCUCGUACUGA